This is a messenger RNA of Cyprinus carpio (common carp), 857 nucleotides long. RefSeq lists its product as uncharacterized. The transcript is spliced from 3 exons. Bases 28 to 774 code for a protein of 248 amino acids. NCBI's taxonomy places the organism in Eukaryota, Metazoa, Chordata, Actinopteri, Cypriniformes, Cyprinidae. The record is from RefSeq and is a predicted model, not a curated record.
CGGCUGUAUGUGUCAGUGAAGGUGGUGAUGCUGAAUGGUGUCCGCUUGAACAAGUACAGGUGUCGGCGAGGCAGUAACUCCUUGGAGGGCUUGCACUCACACCUGUACAAGGCCAUUCCCUCACAGAGAUGUGGAGUUAUGCCAUUCCAAGUGUAUCUGAUUGCAUUUGCUGUGCAGUGGAACAGCUGCAUGGAAUCACUCAGGGUUGCUGGUGGUCAUGGCAGGCAGACGUGGUGUAUGGACCCGUGGCAGAUUCAGCACCUGAAUCAGCAGGCUGAGGUGCUCUUCGGUAAAGAGCAUGUCCUCGAGCCCAACUUUGCCGCUCCAAUGCCCUACCCUGCUGUAUACAAGGACCCAGACGAGGAGGAGCUCCUUGGAGUAGAGUAUGCCAUGUGCCAGUCAACCAGCUUCACUGCAAAGGAUUACUAUGCCCAGCAAGUUGAGGAAGAGCAGUCCCGUGAAGAAGAGGAGAUGGCUGAACAAAGUGAGGACAAGCUGGCAGAUGAGGGUGUGGACAUGGGUGCAGAGUCAGAGGAGGAUCCUAUGGACACUGUCAGUGACAAACAUGUCAUCCUCACUCAAUCAGAACAGGUGGAGGAGGAGGACAGUCCUGCUCUGCAGGAUGUGCUGAUGACCCAGAGCCAUCUGCAUCUUCCUGGGCUCGAGGAAGUGGAAGCCUUGGCCCUGCUCAUUUUAGAAUUGGCAGACAACAGUGACCGUCACCUAGUGCCAGCUGACCUACAGUCGUGGCCAAAAGUUUUGAGAAUUACAUAAAUAUUAGUUUUCAAAAAGUUUGCUGCUAAACUGCUUUUAGAUCUUUGUUUCAGUUGUUUCUGUGUUGUACUGUAAAUAUAAUU